UUCCGUAUUCUGGAGUAGCCUGUCUGAAUCCUUGUAGCCGCGGGUGACUGGGCCAGACGCGGACAGUGGACACGAUCUUCGUAGUUCAUUUAUUGCGAUAGAUGGCUCAUGGCAUUCACGUCGUGCGCCGUUGCUGAACGGACGUCUCGCGUUCGCCACGAACUUUGGUCGGGUCUGUUUUUUGUUCCGAACGUUUUAUUUAGUUUCCGGCCUGGAAAAAGCUUCGUUUUUUCAGUACGUUCAAAUAAUUGAAUUCGUGAAAUAGUUUCGUUGGUGACGUAAAGCCUGUCCUGUGGUGCAGUGAUAACGGGGAGUGAUGUGAUUUGUGUUGUGUUUACGUUGCGAUGUGCGUUAUAGUGUAGGAGGCUCUAUAUCAUGGGGUAUGCGUCGAACGGUGCGGGGCGCGCGGCCCACGAGGCGUUACUGGCACGACAGGAUGCGGAACUGCGUCUCAUGGAGACUAUGAAGCGAAGCCUCCAGGCAAAAAUGAAAAGCGAUAGAGAAUAUGCGCUGGCGCUGUCCGCUGCAGCGGUGCAAGGACAAAAGAUGGACAAAUGCGAGGAAUUGCACGGAUCAGUGAUAGCCUCAGCAUGGAGGACGAUGACCGAAGAAUGGGAGAACACAAGCCGUCUGAUCAAGGCAAACGCUGAAGCCUUAGACUCAAGGGCACUCGACCGUCUGAUCACACUUAUGACUGAACGACGGAAGUCACGCAAGGUCUAUCAGGAAGAUCACACAAAGAUAUCUUCGCAGUUCACACAGCUCUCAGAAGAGGUGCAAAGAAAGCAGAGCGAGUAUCAGAAGUGUCUCGAGUCAUACAAGCAGAUGAGGGCGAAAUUCGAAGAGAACUAUCUCAAAUGUCCAACGAGUAGAGGCGGUCGCAAGCUGGACGAAACCCGCGACAAAUAUGGCAAAGCAUGUCGUCGGUUGCACAGAGCACACAACGAGUAUGUGCUGUUGUUGGCUGAAGCGACGGAAUGCGAGCGGGCAUUGCGCACCGCUUCACUACCAGCUCUGUUGGACCAGCAAAGGAGACAGGGUGAAGCCACUGCAUCUUCAUGGAAAGGAAUAUUGGUAGAAGUGGUCCAGAGGUCAGACUUCAGCACGGACAAGUUCAGGGAGAUUCAAACGAAAGUGGAGUCAACUGUACAAAAUCUGAGGCCACAGGACGAAUACAAAGAGUUUAUGGAGAAGUACAAAUCACCACCUUCCACCCCAAUUACCUUCAACUUCGACGAGAGUCUAGUUGAAGAUACCAGCGGCAAACUUCAACCGAAUCAGCUCACAGUGGAUAAUUUAACAGUCGAGUGGUUAAAGGAAAAGUUAACAGAACUGGAGACCAGUCUACUGGACAAUAGGGAGAAACAGACGGCGUUACAGGGACCCGAGAUUAUUGGGAAUGGCGUCUGUAAGAAUAAUAAUACAGGGAUGACAAAUGGUGUUAACGGCAUAGACAGACAUUCACCGCCACCACUACCUGUAACAACACCGGAGCCUAUGAAAUUGCUGGAGUUGCGAGUUUCUGAACGCAAAUGUGCUAAACAGGCCGAGAUGAUUCGAGCAGCUCUAGCUGAAUUAGGCUGCGAAGAAGCACCUAGCGGCUGUCCCGACCUUUCCGCUGAGGUGGUUGGCGUUGACAGUCUAGAUGGCAGCUCACCCGAUCAUCAGGACGGUGCGUCACUUGGGUCGAAAGCGUCAAUGGACACAUUGCGGUUGCACCUGCACUCUAUAAUACCACCGAAGCCGUUCUUCAGACUUUUCACACGUCCCUUCCGACGUAAAUCAGUCCCAUCAAGUCCAGCUUUACCACCAAAAACGUACAGAAGCAGCAGCGAAGGUCCCGCAGACUCGGUCAGUGUGAGUGAGACAGAGCGGUCAUUAGUGGACCAGGAAUGGUUUCAUGGGGUAUUACCUAGAGAAGAGGUGGUUCGUCUGCUGAGAGCGGAUGGAGAUUAUUUGGUUCGAGAAACAACGAGGAAUCAUGCGAGGCAACUAGUGCUGUCCGUAUGUUGGGGACAACACAAACACUUUAUUGUACAGACCACGCCAGAGGGUCACUACAGAUUUGAAGGUGCAGCUUUUCCUUCAGUAGCAGAACUGAUAGCGUGGCAGCGGGCGAGCGGCGUACCCGUCACUGCGCGUUCAGGAGCUUUACUGAGAAGAGCUGUGCCGCGAGAGACGUGGGAGCUGAACAACGACCAUGUGCAGUUAUUAGAUAAGAUAGGACGGGGUAAUUUCGGUGAUGUUUACAAAGCACGGCUCAAAACUACAGGCCAAGAAGUUGCAGUAAAGACCUGCCGCGUCGCACUGCCCGAAGAGCAAAAACGCACGUUCUUACAAGAAGGCCGUAUCCUUAAGCAGUACCAACACCCCAAUAUCGUGCGCCUUAUUGGGAUUGCUGUGCAGAAGCAACCCAUCAUGAUCGUCAUGGAACUAGUCUCUGGUGGUUCCCUUCUCACAUUUUUGCGAACAAGAGCGUCGAACCUCAGCUCCCGAUCUCUUCUGGCGAUGUGUCGGGACGCUGCAGGCGGGAUGCGUUACCUCGAGUCCAAGAAUUGCAUCCAUCGGGAUCUGGCCGCGAGGAACUGUCUAGUUGGAGACGAUAAUAUUGUGAAGAUAUCUGACUUUGGCAUGUCGAGAGAGGAGGAGGAGUAUAUCGUGUCUGGCGGAAUGAAGCAAAUACCGAUCAAAUGGACCGCCCCGGAGGCGCUUAACUUUGGCAAAUACACCUCCCUCUGUGACGUGUGGAGCUACGGCGUGCUGAUGUGGGAGAUAUUUUCCAAGGGCGACACGCCAUACGCCGGCAUGAGCAACUCGCGUGCCAGGGAGAAAAUUGACAAUGGUUUCCGUAUGCCCGCGCCGGAAGGUUGUUCCGAGGAUGUGUACGCAUUAAUGCUGCGCUGCUGGGAGUACGAACCUGACAAACGCCCACAUUUCCACCAGAUAUACACCCUCAUUGACAGUAUCUACAAUAGGUAACCUAACAACUACAAAAGGUAACAUUACAUCUACAACGGGUAAUGUUACAUCUACGGCGGGUAACGUUACAUUUACGGCGGGUAACGUUGCAUUGGUUGUACAACCAGGCAAAAUCGUGCAAUCAUUUAUAUAUGUAUUUUCAAAUAUAGACGAAAUAAGUAUAGAAGGUUUUAUGCACUGUAAAGAAUUCAUAAGUGGCAAUUCUUACACAC
Molecule: messenger RNA, 3191 nt
Organism: Pararge aegeria (speckled wood butterfly)
Lineage: Eukaryota; Metazoa; Arthropoda; Insecta; Lepidoptera; Nymphalidae
Gene: FER
Product: tyrosine-protein kinase Fer
Exons: 14
Coding region: 376-2979 (867 amino acids)
Biological process (GO): peptidyl-tyrosine phosphorylation
Molecular function (GO): ATP binding; non-membrane spanning protein tyrosine kinase activity
Source: RefSeq, a predicted model, not a curated record